Spodoptera littoralis (African cotton leafworm) is the source of this 762-nucleotide messenger RNA. The record is from the annotation of a GenBank genome assembly. NCBI's taxonomy places the organism in Eukaryota, Metazoa, Arthropoda, Insecta, Lepidoptera, Noctuidae.
AUGCUAGACGGGUGGUACUGCCGCUCUAUAGCAAAUAUGCAAGCCAACGAGGCUAGUGUGAGCAAUAAUGCGCCGCCGGAGCCCCCACAGGCGCGUGACUCACACAAAGAGUAUUCUUCGGACAGUAGUAGUGAUCCUGAACCUGAACCUAACUACAGGGCACAGUACAUGGCACUGAAGAAGAAGCUCAAGUAUCUCAUUUAUGAAAACGAAUGCUUCCAAGAUGCUCUGAGAUGUAGUCAAAAGAGAUUGCUGAAAGUAUCAAGAGACCGCACCUUUCUGCUGGACCGUUUGUUGCAACAUGAGAAGCCAGACAGCACCACAUCUGAGAGUGAAGAUACUGAGUCGUCAGAUGACCCGGAGUAUUAUCGCAAUGAUGUCAAAAGAAAGAAAAUGGAAGCUAGUGCAGCCAAUCAGAACGUAUCUACAAGCUCAUCAGUCAAAGGGGCUAGUACAAUAAAAAGGAAAAGGGCAACAGUGCCUAAGAAACCUCCUAAUGCUAGUCAUCUUCAUCAGUCUACAGGUUCUAUGCUGUCUAAAGUUUCUCCGGCUUUGGGUUUCGGCCUUUCGGCUGGUGAUGGUCACAUGACUCCCGAAGAAGUGGAGCGACACUUACAAUCUCGGCAGACGUACAUGGAACUGUUACCAGAGCGGGCUCCACCCACGGUUCCAACAGAAAUGUUCAGUAACGACCCUUCACUUGACAGUGAAUCGAACGACGUUUUAGAGAAUUCGCCGAAUGUCGAGGAAUGGUUCGAUUGA